Molecule: messenger RNA, 4164 nt
Organism: Aspergillus steynii IBT 23096
Lineage: Eukaryota; Fungi; Ascomycota; Eurotiomycetes; Eurotiales; Aspergillaceae
Exons: 3
Coding region: 1-4164 (1387 amino acids)
Molecular function (GO): protein binding
Source: RefSeq, a predicted model, not a curated record
AUGGUCACAUCCCUAACCUCCGCACCAAGCACAUACAUCCCACACGGCCUCGACGCCGACACAAACAAAGAGCUAUCCGCAGCAUGGUCCCAAGUCCAAGCCCGCGUCGUGGCACUGGCCGGCGGCGACCCGAAACGCAUCAAACCCCUCGGCAUAGACGGGGUUCUGGGGCAGUUGGAUCGCGCGCAGAAAAGCGAGAAGGAGUCGCCGGCCAAGGAGACUGUGAGGAAGACGUUCCACCGCACGCUGGCGCUCGUGCAGACUGUGGGUGGGAUUGCUGCCGGGGCGGCUUCUUCAGUCUUCGGCCCCUCAGAGCUCUGCUUCAACGCGCUCAGCUUCGUCAUCGACGCCUGGAAAGGCUAUCGCGGGGUCUUCGACGAGCUGGCUGGCCUGCUGGAGAAAUGCACAGACUAUCUCAGUCGUUUGCAGUACCACGUGCAGGGCGGGAUGGAUGCCAACCUGAGCAAAGUCGCGUGUCAGCAUCUGCUUCUGUUCGUGGAGAUCUGCGACCGCACGGUGAAGUUGCGGUCGAAGCGCAUGAAGCUGCUGGCGGUGUCGAAGAUGUUCUUCUUUAGAGAAGAUAGCGUCACGGAUCUGCUGGAUAAGAUGGCGAAUCUGGUCGAUAAGGAGGGCCGGUUGGUCGCGGCGCAGACGUUCUCGUUGGCGUCGGAUGCGGCGGCGAGUUCGAAGGCCAAUUUGGCUCUGACGCAGGGGCUGGUGGAUUCGAUGGCGGAGGAUAAGGCGGAGCAGAGGAGGGAGAAGGAUAAAGUGUAUCGCACGCAGACAAUUCUGAGGUCGCUGGCGUUCGACGAGAGUAAGUUGAAUGCGGAUCGGACGGAGCCUGAACCCUUCUGGCAGACUAUCUAUCGCAAUUAUCUGGGUCAGAGGGUUCUUGGGACUGGGGAGUGGGUUUUCGAUCACGCGGCGUAUACGGCUUGGGAGUAUGGCCGGUCUGAAUCCCCUGUUCUGGCCAUCGAGGGAGGCGAGGGAUCGGGGAAGAGCUUCCUCGCCUCGACGAUCAUCAACAGGCUGCGGCAGCAGAAGGUGAAAGAGGGUGCGGACACGCGCAUCGCCACUGCAUUUUAUUUCCUUGAAGGCGACUCCAGAGAGGAGCUGAAGAAUGCUACGAACUUGGAAAACGUCGCCAAGUCGCUGGUCUGGCAGUUCAGCCAGGUCGAACGGCUGUAUCUGAAAUCGGCGGCGUCGAUCUGCGAGACGCUCGGAGAGAUCGACCCGGCGGAUAUCUCGCGGUAUCUGCUCUUCGGGAAUGAGGAUCUCGCGAAAAUGGACAUCACCCUGUUCAUCGUGAUUGACGGUCUCGGCGAUGCUGUCGGCGAGGGCAUGAUUCGCUUCCUUCAGCGCGCGUGCUCGGCACCACCCGGCCAGGACAUCAGAGUUCUUCUCACCGGAGACUCUCGAUGCUUUGAGCAGCUGGCCAAGGUGGACGAUGUUGCCUUCGACACCAUCUCCAUCAGCUGCAACAACCAGUCCGACGUGGAAAACUACAUCGAGCGCCAGAUGGACCGAAUGCCCGUCGUGGCCGACCGAUCGCGGUUCGGCAUCCCUGAACUCCGGUCUCGCAUCCGCAGCCGACUCAGCGAGCAGACGAAGGGCGAUUUUUUCAAGAUCGACACCACGUUGACGCACAUCGGCAAGCUGGAGUACAUCACCGACAUUGAGGACGCGCUGGAAAACGCCAGUAAGGAGCGAUCGCAGCAGAUCAUCGAGGAGAUCGAGUCUUUGAACGAGAACCGAUCCGAGAAGGAAAUCGCCGAGAUCAAUGAGAUCAUCCUCUGGAUUGUGUACUGUCGGGGGCUGCUCUCGCCCAAGGAGAUGGCCGCUGCGCUGUAUGUCAAGAGCGGCGAGCGGUCUCUUUUGCCGCUGGAGCAAAAGUUCAAGAUGAAGUAUCCGCUGUUUGAGAUUAAUAACAAUGGACGGAUUGACUUUCGGUCGUCUGAGAUUGAGGAUUUUAUUCCUGUGAAGAGUCACUCGCAUGCGUCGGACGACCAGUACGAUGCGAAGACCACACACCCGGCAGAAGUGGCCAUGGUGAAACAUUUCCUCGUCACGGUCUGUCCGCCGGAUGUCUACGCCAAGUUCAACUUCGACGACUACCUUGCGCAGAAAUCCUCUCGCAAGUCGACCUCCGUCUUCAAGGAUGAUCCGCACACCGGCGAAACGAAGAUGGCGCUGGCAUGCUUGCAUGUUCUGACCCAGGAGCUGGACAAGAAGCGCAUGCGUCUGCUGCCAUAUGCGCGGAAGUACCUGCUCAAGCACCUGGCUGCCGUGGAUCUUGCCCUGGCGGAUAUAACGUGCAAGAGCCGCGUUGGGUCUCGCCUUGUUCAGCUCUUCACUGAAGAUAGCUCGAUCGACAGGUUGCUCGACGGCGACGAGUCGACUAGCUCGCCUGCGGUCCACCGCAAAGUACGCGACGCGUGGAUAUACGAUGAUGACAGUGUGGACAUUGUCGUGCGGUGGCUGGGUGAUUCGGCCGUUGUCUCUGGGAUCUCUGACGAACAGCGCCAGUGGGUUGAUGCGUUGCUGCAGAACAAGUCGUUUGAGAGAGAUCUUCUAGUCGCAGCUGCCAGGCAGAUGGCGGUUCACUUUGUCCAGGAGCCACACUUCAAGCCCUUCACGAAGGAUUCCUUCCUGUUCCUGCUCGGAUACGUGAACAAGAUCGAAUCCGAGAAAGACAGUCGAGAAACCCCCGUAGAGCCAUUCACCCCGACAGUCGAGCAAGUCGACCAGGCCGAACGAUGGUGCGAGCUCGCCCUGCAAGUCCAAGCGAAGAACUCCCUCUGGCACGUCCAGAUUGGCAUCCUCCUCGACCAGUUCGGCUACACCAACGAAGCCGCCUCACGAGCCCGAGAAGCCCUCGCCCUCGACUCCCUCGACUGGCGCGCAUCCAAUCUCCUCGCCGACGUCGUCUCCCCCGACGAGGGCAUCGCCAUCCUGAACCCCGUCGCCGAACGUCUCCAACAAGACACUCCGUGGCUCGCCUCUCUCACCCACAAAAUGGACCUCGCAAAACUCCUCUUCAGCCUCGGCUCCGCAUACUGGUCCACCGGCCAGCACGACCUCGCCAUCCCCGUCUUCACCACCGCCAUGCACACCGACUACACCGACUACGGCCGCAUCUAUCAAGUCGUGGGCCUCUAUGCCGCCGAACACCGCUGGUCCGACAUCACCACCUCCCUGCAAACCAUCCAGUCCUCCCCACCUCAAUCGGACACCAACCCUCUCGCCGAUGUCCUCAUUCACCUCGCCCCCUACGUCCGCUUCCACCAAUCCAUCCUCUCCGCCGCCCUGCACACCCAAUCCUUCCCCCUCCUCGAAUCCGCCUACGAACUCGCCAUCUCCCACCUCCACUCCCAAGACCUCCACCGCCCCCUUUCCUUCCUCCGCUACCACUACGGCACAGCCAUGUACUCUCUACGCGAUCGCGAAUCCAAAGCCCUCGCGCAGUGGGAACUCGCCUUCCAGGAGAACAUCCCUCACUGCGGAACCUCCUCCUCCCUCCCACUACUCAUCAGCAAACUCGGGCCCGUCUAUCUGCACCACGCCCGCUCCGCAGGCCCAGACCGCACCGCUGCAGAAACCUACCUCGACAAACUCUCCUCCCUCAUCCCGGACUCCUCCUCCCCUUCCUCGUCUAGUACAAUGGAAUCCCUCUUCCCGCCUCACCUCUAUCUCGCGCGCUACCACCACACCCUCGGCAACCACGCUCAAGCACGAGACCUCGUCCGCCCCAUCAUCUCCCAAGCCCUCGAGAUCCUGUCAGACGAGGACGAAAACAACGAUAUACCCGCUUACAUUACCCUUCUGUGCGUGUUCAUCCCGCUGGAAGAUGACGCGAACGCGCGAGCGGCGUUUACCCUGUUGGCGCGUAUGCAGGGCCCAGCUGGAAGAGUGUCCUGCGAUGGCGACUGUGGGAUGUCGUGGGCGUGGGAGGAGAAGAAGGAGUUGUUUUGGUGUAGGGAUUGUGUGGCCUUAACCUUGGAGAAAGGGUGUUUGGGGAAGGUUAGGGGGGAGGGGUUGUUGUUGUCGGUUUGUGAGGGUGGGCAUGAGUUUUGGGGGGUUGGGGAUGGGGAUGGAGAUGGGGAUGGGGAUGGGGUGGCGUUGGGGGAGUGGGUGGAAGGGGUUAGGAAGGCCUAUUUGGGUUGA